This is a messenger RNA of Nelumbo nucifera (sacred lotus), 867 nucleotides long. RefSeq names its product ubiquitin-conjugating enzyme E2-23 kDa. The record is from RefSeq and is a predicted model, not a curated record. NCBI's taxonomy places the organism in Eukaryota, Viridiplantae, Streptophyta, Magnoliopsida, Proteales, Nelumbonaceae.
UUCACAUGUCCUCAUUUUCCUGUCAUUCUGUCUCAACUCUGAACCGCUUUGCUUCUGUAUCUUGGUCUCUGCUGCUAAAAAACUCUCUCUUUUUUCACCUAUUUAUACAUUUCUCUGAAGCCACCAAAGAAGAGGGAUUAAUAAUAACAAAAUGUCUUCCCCAAGCAAACGCAGAGAGAUGGACCUCAUGAAACUGAUGAUGAGUGAUUACAAGGUAGAGAUGAUCAACGAUGGCAUGCAAGAGUUCCAUGUCGAUUUUAAUGGACCCAGUGACAGUCCUUACCAUGGAGGUGUGUGGAGGAUCAGAGUGGAGCUCCCGGAUGCUUAUCCCUAUAAAUCUCCUUCAAUUGGUUUUGUUAACAAGAUUUACCACCCAAAUGUAGAUGAAAUGUCAGGGUCAGUUUGCUUGGAUGUAAUCAACCAGACCUGGAGCCCCAUGUUUGAUCUGGUAAAUGUAUUUGAAGUGUUCUUGCCACAACUUCUUUUGUAUCCGAACCCAUCAGAUCCAUUGAAUGGAGAUGCUGCAGCUUUGAUGAUGCGUGAUCGGGCUGCUUAUGAGCAAAAAGUCAAAGAAUAUUGUGAGAAGUAUGCCAAACCUGAAGAUAUUGGAGCUGCCAUGGAGGAGAAGUCCAGUGAUGAGGAGCUAAGUGAAGAUGAAUAUGCCUCCAGUGAUGAUGCAGUAGCUGGCCAUGCGGACCCCUAGGUGCAUUAAUUCAUACACCUCUUAGCAGUCUGUAUCUGUACAUGAUAAUUUAGCUUCAGAUUAAACAAACUCGGUGCCGCAGAAGGCCUUAUUUAUUGUGAAAAGGAUUCUAUUUACUUGGGCUGGGCAUGCUGUAAAUACAUUUACUCUGCCUCUUUUGUUUC